AUGGCUACAGAGUACGCCAAAGACCAGCCUCCAGGCUUCACGAAUCGCAUUGAACGAGUGGCUAUCGUUGGUGCUUCUGGCUCCAUCGGUCGUUACAUCGCUACAGAGCUUGUCAGGACAGGCAAGCAUACAAUUACCGGGUUGACCCGGUUAAAGGGCAAGAAGGAGUUACCGGAAGGGGUCAUACCUUGCUACAUUGACUACGAUGAUGAGUCUACCCUUGUCAAGGCCCUGCAAGGCCAACAGUUUCUCGUAAUUACCAUGUCUGUCAUGGCACCGCCGGAUACUCAGUCCAAGUUAAUCCGAGCAGCAGCCGAAGCCGGCGUUCCAUACGUGAUGCCCAAUGCCUAUGGGUCCGACUUCACUAACGACGCUCUGGCCAAGGAGACUGGCAGAGGCAAUGUGAUUCGCAAGACUCUUCAGGAAAUCGAGGCUACGAAUGUCUGCUCGUGGAUUGCGCUCGUCUGCGGCUUCUGGUAUGAGUUUAGUAUGGCUCGGGGAGCGGAGUGUUUCGGGUUUGAAAUGCAAAGGAAGCAUCUCACCCUUAUUGACAAUGGGGACACGAAGAUAAAUGUCAGUACUUGGGAUCAAUGUGGCCGUGCAGUUGCCGCCCUUUUGAAUCUGAAGGAACUGCCAGAUGGUCCAGGGGAUACAAGCCCAACAGUGAGCACAUGGAAGAACAGACCACUGUAUAUUGCUAGCUUUACGAUAAGUCAGAAAGACAUGUUCGAGAGUUUGAAGAAGGUCACCGGCGAUAAGGACGAGGAAUGGACUAUUGAACACGAGAAAAGCCACGAUCGGUAUGUCCGAGGCCAGGAACGGCUGCAGAAGAAGAAUGAAAAACUGGGAUAUGUUCAAAUGCUAUACACACGACAAUUCUACCCUAAUGGGGACGGUAAUUUUGGAGAGAAGCAUGGCCUGGCCAAUGAUGCCCUGGGAUUGCCCCCGGAGGACCUCGAUGAAUGUACCAAACGUGCCAAGGAGAUGAUUGAAAGCGGCUAUGCUUAUCACUGA
Messenger RNA from Aspergillus costaricaensis CBS 115574, 1014 nucleotides. Its product is annotated as aromatic alcohol reductase. Lineage: Eukaryota; Fungi; Ascomycota; Eurotiomycetes; Eurotiales; Aspergillaceae. The transcript is spliced from 2 exons. Gene Ontology annotation, molecular function: oxidoreductase activity. The coding region runs from base 1 to 1014 and encodes 337 amino acids. The record is from RefSeq and is a predicted model, not a curated record.